AAUAUCAAAAAUGAUAACAAAUCGUAUUUUGAGGUUAUUCACUGUCAACAAAUUGAAUUUAAAAAAUGCUGAAAGAUUUUACUCACAAAAAAAUAUUCUCCACCUACAUGAUAGAGGAAUGUUUCAAGAUAUAUUUCCAGCAUCUCAUGAACAUGAAAUAAAAAAAUUAUUAAAUAAUUCACCACAAUGUGUAUAUGCUGGUUUUGAUCCAACAGCUGAUAGUCUUCAUGUUGGUAAUUUAUUGGUAUUGAUGAAUUUAUUACACUGGCAAAGAUCUGGUCAUCAAGUUAUUGUUUUACUUGGUGGUGCUACUGGACAAAUUGGUGAUCCAAGUGAUCGUACAACUGAACGUACUGAAAUAAAUAAUAUGAUAAUAAAUGAUAAUAUAAAUUCAAUACGUAAUAAUAUUGAAAAUAUAUUUAAUAAUCAUAAAUUAAAUUUUUGGCAAAAUAAUAAUAAUAAUCAAAAAUUAAAACAGCCAAUUGUUGUUAAUAAUAUUGACUGGUAUAAAAAUAUAAAUAUCAUUGAUUUUAUACGUAAUGUUGGUAAAAAAUUUCGUCUUGGUACAAUGAUUGGAAGAAGUUCAGUACAAACAAGAUUAAAUUCAGAUAAUGGUAUGAGUUUUACUGAAUUUUCAUAUCAAAUAUUUCAAGCAUAUGAUUGGUUACAUUUAUAUAAUAAAUAUAAUUGUCGUUUUCAAAUUGGUGGUGGUGAUCAAAUGGGUAAUAUUGUAUCUGGUCAUGAUUUAAUAAGUAAAACAACUGGUAAUAAUGUUUAUGGUUUAACAUUACCAUUAAUAACAUCUGAAGGUGGUAAAAAAUUUGGUAAAUCACUUGGUAAUGCAAUAUGGUUAUCAUCAAAUAAAUCAUCAAGUUUUAGUCUUUAUCAAUUUUUUAUGAGAACAAAAGAUUCAGAUGUUGAUAAUUAUUUAAAAUUAUUUACAUUUUUAAAACUUGAUGAAAUUAAAAGUAUUAUUAAUAAACAAAAUUUAGAACCAGAAAAAAGAUAUGCACAACGUAAAUUAGCUGAACAAGUUACACUACUUGUACAUGGAGAGGAAGGACUUGCUGCUGCUGAAAAAGCAACAGCUAUACUUUAUGAUAAUUCAUUGGAAUCAUUAUCAAAAAUAUCUGCUGAUGAAUUGGUUACAGUAUUUGAAGGUGCAAGUAUUUAUGAUUUACCAAUUGAACCUGGUAUGACUGCUUAUGAUCUUGCAAUGCGUAUAAAAUGUUUUAAAAAUGAUAAAGAAGCACAAAGAAUUUUAGCAGCUGGUGGAUAUUAUAUUAAUCAUUCGAAAAUUAUUAAUCCAAGUGAAGUACUUACACCUGGUAUUCAUAUUUUGAAAAAUAAUACAACAUUAGUUAGAGUAGGUAAAAAAAAUUAUCAUGUUAUUAGAUGGUUAGUAUAAUUUUCAAUAUAUCUUGAAUUAUAACUUUUUUUUUUUAUAAUGAAAAUAUAUAAUUAAUUAUUAUUUUA
This is a messenger RNA of Aphidius gifuensis, 1476 nucleotides long. It is a transcript of the gene TyrRS-m, whose product is annotated as tyrosine--tRNA ligase, mitochondrial. NCBI's taxonomy places the organism in Eukaryota, Metazoa, Arthropoda, Insecta, Hymenoptera, Braconidae. Gene Ontology annotation, cellular component: mitochondrion; cytosol. The record is from RefSeq and is a predicted model, not a curated record. Bases 11 to 1408 code for a protein of 465 amino acids. Gene Ontology annotation, molecular function: RNA binding; ATP binding; tyrosine-tRNA ligase activity. Gene Ontology annotation, biological process: tyrosyl-tRNA aminoacylation. The transcript is spliced from 3 exons.